GAUGGGCGCCAGGAGCGCGUUCAGUUCGACAAGAUCACAGCCCGUGUUUCAAGGCUUUGCUAUGGGCUUGACAUGGACCAUGUUGAUCCUGUUGCCAUCACUCAGAAAGUCAUUUCCGGUGUGUACGGAGGCGUCACAACAGCUCAGCUCGACGAUUUGGCCGCCGAGACUGCCGCUUACAUGACCGUCACCCACCCCGACUAUGCCAUUCUCGCCGCCCGUAUCGCGGUUUCCAACCUUCACAAGCAGACCAAGAAGCAAUGGUCGUCAGUAGUCAGCGAUUUGUACCACUACGUCAACCCAAAGAAUGGCCGCCCUUCGCCCAUGAUUGCCAAGGAGACAUACGAGUGCGUCAUGAGGCACAAGGACGACCUUGACUCGGCCAUUGUCUACGACCGUGACUUCAACUACCAAUACUUCGGCUUCAAGACACUGGAGCGAUCAUACCUUCUCAAGCUCAACGGCAAGAUUGUUGAGCGGCCACAGCACAUGAUCAUGCGUGUGGCUGUCGGCAUCUGGGGAGACGACAUUGAGCGUGUCAUUGAGACCUAUACCUACAUGUCCAGCAAGUUCUUCACGCACGCCUCGCCAACUCUCUUCAAUGCCGGUACCCCCCAGGCUCAACUAUCGUCAUGCUUCUUGGUCGACAUGAAGGAUGACAGCAUUGACGGCAUUUACGAUACCCUCAAGACUUGCGCUAUGAUCUCCAAGAUGGCUGGCGGUAUUGGUCUCAACAUCCACCGCAUUCGCGCCACUGGUUCGUACAUUGCCGGCACCAACGGCACCUCCAACGGCAUUGUCCCCAUGCUUCGCGUCUUCAACAACACCGCUCGCUACGUCGAUCAAGGUGGCAACAAGCGCCCCGGCGCCUUCGCUAUCUACCUCGAGCCUUGGCACGCCGAUGUGUUUGAGUUCCUCGACCUCCGCAAGAACCACGGUAAGGAGGAAAUUCGCGCUCGCGAUCUCUUCCUUGCCUUGUGGAUCCCUGACCUGUUCAUGAAGCGUGUUGAAAAGAACGGAGAGUGGACCCUCAUGUGCCCCAACGAGUGUCCCGGCCUUGCCGACUGCUACGGCGAGGAGUUUGAGGCUCUGUAUGAGAAGUACGAGAAGGAGGGCCGUGGCCGCAAGACGAUCAAGGCCCAGAAGUUGUGGUAUGCCAUCCUCGAGGCCCAAACCGAGACUGGCAACCCCUUCAUGCUGUACAAGGACGCUUGCAAUCGCAAGAGCAACCAACAGAACCUUGGUGUGAUUCGCAGCUCCAACCUGUGCACUGAGAUUGUUGAGUACUCGGCUCCCGAUGAGGUUGCCGUCUGCAAUCUUGCCUCGCUCGCCCUUCCUCAGUUUGUUGACUAUAACGAGGCCAAGUUCGACUUCAAGAAGCUCCACGAGGUCACCCAGAUCGUCGUCCGCAACCUCAACAAGAUCAUCGAUGUCAACCACUACCCCGUCAAGGAGGCUUACAACAGCAACAUGCGCCACAGACCCAUUGGUCUUGGCGUUCAGGGUCUUGCUGAUGCUUUCCUCGCUCUGCGCAUGCCUUUCGAGUCAGCUGAGGCUCGCGAGUUGAACAAGCAGAUCUUUGAGACCAUCUACCACGCUGCUUUGACCAUGUCGUGCCAGCUUGCCAAGGAGCAGGGCACCUACUCCACCUACGAGGGCUCUCCCGUCUCCAAGGGCAUCCUUCAGUAUGACAUGUGGAAUGUGAAGCCCAGCGACCUCUGGGACUGGGAUGAGCUCAAGGCCGAGAUCAAGAAGAACGGCGUCCGCAACUCGCUGUUGGUUGCCCCCAUGCCGACGGCCUCCACCUCCCAGAUUCUGGGCAACAACGAGUGCUUCGAGCCCUAUACUUCCAACAUCUACCAGCGCCGUGUGCUUGCCGGCGAGUUCCAAGUCGUCAACCCCUGGCUUCUAAAGGACCUCGUCGAUAUGGGUCUCUGGUCUGACAACAUGAAGAACCGCAUCAUUGCGGAGGGUGGCUCCAUCCAAAACAUUCCCAACAUCCCGGCCGACAUCAAGGCCCUGUACAAGACCGUCUGGGAAAUCUCUCAGCGUACCAUCGUCCAGAUGGCUGCCGACCGUGGCGCCUUCAUCGAUCAGUCCCAGUCGCUCAACAUCCACAUGCGUGAUCCCACCAUGGGCAAGAUCACCAGCAUGCACUUCACUGGCUGGAAGUUGGGUCUCAAGACUGGCAUGUACUACCUCCGUACCCAGGCUGCUGCGCAGCCCAUCCAGUUCACCGUCGAUCAGGAGGCCCUCCUGGUGCAGGAUAGUGCCGUUGCCAAGACAUCAUCCGGGCUUAAGAAGCGCGCUCCUCCCGGCAGCUACAUGUCGUCCCCCAGCGCGGUCCCCCGGCCCAUGGCCUUUGUGAAGGAUACCCCCGGUGGUCUCAGCAACGGCGCUCCCACCACCCCUCCUCCUAUCAAGACCCCCACCGCUGGUGAGGUCAAGUCACGUCCUCUGGCAUCGCCAGCGAAGCCUCCUCCGUUCAAGGCGGACGUUCCGGAAGGUGACAGCCCCAAGGCUCUCCCCACCGAGCCGGCUGAGAAGCCCAAGGAGGAGUCCCUCGACGCUCCGGCUGCUGAGGUCAAGAAGGAGGCGGAGGACAAUGACGACGAAAGCAAGGAGCGUGAGGUGGACAUUUAUUCCGAGGCAGUGCUUGCUUGCAGCAUUGAAAACCCCGAGGCCUGCGUGAUGUGCAGCGGUUAA
Podospora anserina S mat+ is the source of this 2706-nucleotide messenger RNA. RefSeq lists its product as uncharacterized. NCBI's taxonomy places the organism in Eukaryota, Fungi, Ascomycota, Sordariomycetes, Sordariales, Podosporaceae. The transcript is spliced from 3 exons. Gene Ontology annotation, biological process: DNA replication; deoxyribonucleotide biosynthetic process. Gene Ontology annotation, molecular function: ATP binding; ribonucleoside-diphosphate reductase activity, thioredoxin disulfide as acceptor. Gene Ontology annotation, cellular component: ribonucleoside-diphosphate reductase complex. The annotation marks the transcript as partial. The record is from RefSeq and is a predicted model, not a curated record.